This is a messenger RNA of Syngnathus typhle (broad-nosed pipefish), 990 nucleotides long. RefSeq names its product large ribosomal subunit protein eL19-like. The record is from RefSeq and is a predicted model, not a curated record. NCBI's taxonomy places the organism in Eukaryota, Metazoa, Chordata, Actinopteri, Syngnathiformes, Syngnathidae. The transcript is spliced from 7 exons. Bases 361 to 945 code for a protein of 194 amino acids. Gene Ontology annotation, molecular function: RNA binding; structural constituent of ribosome. Gene Ontology annotation, biological process: translation. Gene Ontology annotation, cellular component: ribosome; cytosolic large ribosomal subunit.
ACAGAAGUGCAUUCACGUGGAGCACACCACUCUUCGAGGGUGGGGUGUUGAAUUAAAUGCUAAAACUUUAAUACGUUACGUACAAGAAUCACAUUAAUUUGUGAGCCAUUGAUAUUCCAAUUGCUACAUAUGAAUUGCAAACGACGGGUUUAUUUCGCCUUUUGUAGCCGCGGAUGUGCUGGUGACCCUUGACGACGACUGAAAUGGUUGCGACUACACUGUCUAGUUUCUCCUGUCUAUGUCAAACUCGCCGUAGGCAUGAGACAUGCCUGACGUCACAACACAUAGGUAAACAAGUCGAGACGGUGUCAGGAACCAUUGCAACUCUGACUUACGAUUUCACACCUUCAGGGACAAAGUAUGCUCAGGCUUCAGAAGCGCUUGGCGUCCAGCGUCAUGGGCUGUGGCAAGAAGAAAGUUUGGCUGGACCCAAACGAGACCAAUGAGAUUGCCAAUGCCAACUCGCGCCAGCAGAUCCGCAAGCUGGUGAAGGAUGGCCUGAUUAUCAGAAAGCCUGUGACAGUGCAUUCCCGUGCCCGCUGCCGCAAGAACACGCUGGCGCGCCGCAAAGGCCGUCACAUGGGCUACGGUAAGAGGAAGGGUACUGCCAACGCCCGUAUGCCCGAGAAGCUGAUGUGGAUGCGGCGCAUGCGCAUCCUGCGUCGUCUCCUCCGCCGCUACAGGGAGUCCAAAAAGAUUGACAGGCACAUGUACCACAGUCUGUACCUGAAGACCAAGGGUAACGUGUUCAAAAACAAGCGCAUCCUGAUGGAGCACAUUCACAAACUGAAGGCAGACAAGGCUCGCAAGAAGCUCCUGGCCGACCAGGCCGAGGCUCGCCGCACAAAGACAAAGGAGGCUCGCAGGCGCAGAGAGGAACGUCUCCAGGCCAAGAGGGAGGAGUUCAUGAAGAACUUGGCCAAGGAGGAUGAAGCUGGCAAAUAGCGACUGCAUCUCUGCUUUGGUUAUUAAUAAAUGAGGUUAAUGUUA